UGGCUCCGAGUACCCCACCCGCCACCCGCCAGCGCACCUCGUAUCAGUCUUCCUCUCCACCUGGCUCACCCGACUCCCCCAACGCCAGCUCGGGCCAGCCCAGCUCGUCCGAGCUCAAAUCAACGGCCGCAAACCUCCCGCCGUCCCGCCAGACACGGUCGAUGAGGCGUGUAGCCCCACCGUUGGCGAAUAUGCGGUUGCAUAGGCUCAUCUAUAUUCUCGUCCUGCUCGGGGCCCUCAUGGGCGCAUGGUACAGCUACCGACUCGUCCAGUACAAGCGGCAAGUCGGCGGAUGGUGGGAUGUUGCGCUCGGGCGGGGACCGCGACAAGAGCGAGGGACGCAGGAUCAUCAUAGCUCGAUCCCAAGCUCUCGACACAUUGUGAAGAGUUCCCACUCCGAACCGCUGACAGUCGAAGAUCACCUUACCGCCCUCUCGCACCUUCUCGGCGUCCCCACCGCCCCGCUCGCCGCGGCGAUCGCAGGCGCCGUGCGCGCGUACGUGCCACCCGCUAGCUUGUCGUCUCUCGCGGCCAACCCGAGGGAAACGGGCGAGGCGGUUAGGGUGUUGUUGGGAGAGAAAGUGAAGGUGGAUGACGGAUCGGGGGCAGAUGCUGUGGCGAGGGGAAAUGAAGAGGGGAAGAAGGGGGAGGAGGGCGAAGGAAAGGUGCACGGAAAGGACGGGCCUGGGAUUGUGGACGGGGUGGUGCAUGGGGUUGGGAGCUUUGUGGGGAUGGACGAACCUUGAG
This is a messenger RNA of Cyclocybe aegerita, 747 nucleotides long. Lineage: Eukaryota; Fungi; Basidiomycota; Agaricomycetes; Agaricales; Hemipholiotaceae. The record is from the annotation of a GenBank genome assembly.